Siniperca chuatsi (mandarin fish) is the source of this 3105-nucleotide messenger RNA. It is a transcript of the gene maea, whose product is annotated as macrophage erythroblast attacher, E3 ubiquitin ligase. Gene Ontology annotation, molecular function: ubiquitin protein ligase activity; protein binding. Gene Ontology annotation, cellular component: GID complex; nucleus; cytoplasm. The record is from RefSeq and is a predicted model, not a curated record. The coding region runs from base 210 to 1256 and encodes 348 amino acids. The transcript has 9 exons. Gene Ontology annotation, biological process: proteasome-mediated ubiquitin-dependent protein catabolic process. Lineage: Eukaryota; Metazoa; Chordata; Actinopteri; Centrarchiformes; Sinipercidae.
GCACACACGCACCGUCCCUCCAUUCCACACAACGUUACUGCGACACGACUGCUAAAAGACGGGCUAAAACAAGUCCGGGCUGCCUCCUCUGUUCAGCCGCCUCAGAGACCAAGAAAGCGUCGUCAUAUAAAGCAGUCCCCUACGAGACUCUGAACAAACGUUUCAGGGCGGCUCAGAAGAACAUCGACCGGGAGACAAGUCACGUGACAAUGGUUGUUGCAGAGCUGGAGAAGACGCUGAGCAGCUUUCCAGUGGUCGACUCUGUGGUGUCACUGCUGGAUGGUGUGGUGGAGAAACUCAGCGCCUUGAAGAGGAAGGCUGCCGAGUCCAUCCAAGCAGAAGACGAGAGUGCGAAGCUUUGUAAGCGUCGCAUCGAGCACUUGAAGGAGCACAGCAGCGACCAGCCGGCCUCAGUCAACCUGUGGAAGAAGAAACGCAUGGACCGCAUGAUGGUUGAACAUCUGCUGCGCUGCGGCUACUACAACACAGCUGUUAAACUGGCCAGACAGAGCGGUAUAGAGGAUCUGGUGAACAUUGAGAUGUUCCUCACAGCUAAGGAGGUGGAGGAGUCUCUGGAGAGGCAGGAGACGGCCACUUGCCUAGCCUGGUGCCAUGACAACAAGUCCCGCCUCCGCAAGAUGAAGAGUUGUCUUGAGUUCAGUCUGAGAAUCCAGGAGUUCAUUGAGCUCAUCAGACAAAACAAACGCAUGGAUGCAGUCAGACAUGCAAGGAAGCACUUCAGCCAAGCAGAAGGUGGGCAGUUGGAUGAAGUUCGGCAAGUGAUGGGCAUGCUGGCCUUCCCAUCAGAUACACAUAUCUCCCCAUACAAGGAUCUUUUGGAUCCAGCUCGCUGGAAGAUGCUUAUCCAGCAGUUCCGAUAUGACAACUACAGACUGCACCAGCUGGGAAACAACUCUGUCUUCACUAUCACCCUACAGGCUGGUCUAUCUGCCAUCAAGACACCUCAGUGCUACAAGGAAGAUGGCACCUCUAAGAACCCAGACUGCCCAGUGUGCAGUAAAUCCCUCAACAAGUUGGCCCAACCACUACCCAUGGCCCACUGCGCCAACUCCAGACUAGUCUGUAAGAUCUCUGGUGAGGUCAUGAAUGAAAACAACCCUCCAAUGAUGCUGCCUAAUGGAUAUGUCUACGGCUACAACUCACUUCUGUCCAUCCGCCAAGAUGAUAAAGUGGUUUGUCCCAGAACCAAAGAAGUCUUCAACUUCUCUCAGGCUGAGAAGGUCUAUAUCAUGUGAUCACUCAGAUAAAUCGUCUGAGUAUUAACAUGAUUGAAAAUGGCCCGUCAUUCAUCACCUGUGACCUGGCCUACUCAGAGAGCCACAUGUGGAGCUGUGAUCCAGUGACCUUCUUCCCCACACAGACGCACCCAAUAUUUCCCACAACCCUCCCCUCCCAAUACACAAUCAGCUCAAGUUUGCCGGUUCACUUUCCCCCUCCCAUUUUAUCACACAGAAACUGGACUCCUCUCCUUUCAGACUAUUUUAGAUGUGGCUAGAUAACAAGAAGUCGUUUGAUCUGAUCCAUUCAAGCACAUGGACUAUCAACAUUGUCAUUAUUUUACACACCCUCACACUGAAGAUUAGAGACUACAGAAAAGGACUGAGGGUGGUGAAAAACUGCUAGGUAGAUAUUUGAUUUUACUACAACAAAUAAACUUGAGGUUACUUUGACUUUUUCCUUUCACUAGUGGUGUUCUUUUGUUACUUAUAUAACGUGUGGAAGGACAGUGUUAACUAGAUUAACAUAAGAUUUGGGCCUUUUUCAAAACAAACAUGGCUGGCUUCCUGGUCACAUGGUAGCAUCUCAUUCUGUGAUGCAUGCUCUUGACAUCCUUUUGUCUUUGUCUGUUUGUUUUUUGGUUUUUUUGGUGGGUUGUUGGGGAGAUAUAUGUUAAAUGCCUCCUUUAAACUGCCUACCUUUUUGCAUUUCAUCCCCCUUGGCUGUGAAACUGGAGCCUGAUUUGGGCCGCAGUAGGCUCCUUUUCAAAUGUAAAUAUUAGAUAGGAAUUGAUCAUUCUCAUGUAUAAAUUCAGUGGUUUUGGGGACAAGUAACAACAACCAAGAUGAACCUUCUACGAAGAUUGCUGUGUGAAUUGAACAAGUCUUUUCUUGGGUGUUGUAAACCUGAUAUAGCCACAGUAUCCUCAAGUUAACUGGUUGUUCCAGUAUAACUUCUCAUUUCUGAGGAAGCUGUUAGUUUCACAAACUUGGUAAUAUUAAUUAUGGUGUAUUUACUGCCAUAAUGAAAUUUGCGCAAUAUUGAAACAAGACAACCAUCUCUGAUGUUUUUUUUAUUACAAUUAUUAAACAAAUUGUCUUCAUGUGUGUGAGGUUUGCCAUUUUCAGUUAUCUUCAACCAAUUUCUCUUUUUCUAAAAGAGAGUACAGUUCCAUGAACUAUUAUUAUCAUUAUUAUUCAAGAUGAAACCCUGGGUGAUUUUAGUUAAUGCAACAUUGCCCAAAUAGUUUUAAUUUCAUAACUAUUUUUCCAACAAUGAACAAGAUAAUAAAGAGAAAGGCUGUGCUGAUAUUUUUCUCAGUCUUGUACUCGGCGUAUCUUAAAGCUGCUUGCGGUAUGAACACUACAGGGUUUACGUAGCAUAAAAGUACACCAACUGCUUCAACAUUACACGUAGUUCCAUGCACAUGCCUACCUUUAUUUGAAAAAUGCAUUAAGAGGCCUUUUCUUGCGAAACUCUUGGUUAUCUGAAAACAUGACUCAUCCUCUAUAACUUUGAAAACCUACUGUAAAUGAUGGAUGAGCUGUGAAUGUGAUCAGAACAAGAUAUACACACAUCUGGAAAGUUGACUUCAAUGACAGUUAAUGCACACACAACCCUUAAAUUGUGAAAAUGAACACCCAGCAAUCCAAAAAUGCAGUUUUAUGUUAAACACGACCAGUCUUGUGGUCAAUCAUUUGUUCCAUUUGUUUAUAGAAAAACCAAAAGUUGCCUCAUUUGUGUCCAUAAAUUAUUUGGAACUGUAUCUGUAAAUACACAGACUGUCCUGUGUGUUUGUGUUGGUAGAAUAGAUAAAGGGAUUGUUUCAUGAGCAAUAUGCCUCAUAAAGAUUUCAGUGAACUUUGA